AGCGUCUCUUCCGGGGCUGUGCAGGCGGUUCUGCCUUUGCAGGGGGUCCCGUUAGCUGUGCGACAAGAAGGGGAAGCGUUCCCCUUGACGCUAUUUCAAAGACUACCCUUACUGGGGAGCGGAAUCGAUUCUGACCAAUCGGAGGCCGUUAUCAUUCCAGAAACCUCCCUCCCUGACCCUGACAGUUCGGUAAUGGUCACAGAAAUUUCCGGUUUCCUCCGGGAGAUGCAAGAAGUGAUUAUGAGCUCGGAAGGGCCCUGCACGGCGCCCCCUGCAGUUCAGGGUGAGCCUCUCACUAUUGAAAACGUGUCCAUCGAUACUGUAGUGGAGCCAUCUCCAAGUCUCCCCGAAGAGGAGGGGUCCUCCCUGCAGAUUAUCGCCUAUUUUGAGACCAUUCCCAACACCACCGUCGUCGCAUCAGAGCUGCCCGGCUACCCAGCCCCCAGCUCCACAGCCCUGAACACUGUGCUGUCAUCCGCGAUGACCCUCCCUAUUGUCUCCACCCUACCCAUCGUGUCCAAUCAGAGCGCGUCUCCCCACUCCCUGGUGAUGACCGUGGAGAAGGUGGACGGCUGUGACCUGGAGGACACGGCCAUCGGGAAGGAGCUGGAAGAGCACAGGUACCACAAGAACACGCUGAGCACAGAGCAGCUGGAGGCUGUCAUCGUGGGGCUCCAGAAGAAGGUGAAGAUCCUGCAGCAACGUCAUCGCAGGCACUUGGAGAAACUGAUCGCCAUGGACACCAUCGUCCAGCAACUGAAGAAGGAGAACCUUGUGUCCGAGCAGAAACUCAGACUGCUGGAGAUGGCCUAUCUCCAGACGAGCGCUGUCGUUUCUGAACCAGGGGAGACGGUGGCGAUCAUUUGUGAGGAAGACAACAGCACCUACGUUUACGCCAUCCAGCAGUCCGAAGAAAACCAGGAGAAUCCGAUCAAGGACUACUGAACAGAACGCCGUUAGAAUCAUAAGAGAUUCUGUUGGUCAGAAGUCUGAGCUGUGGGUCUCUAACUGGAAGCCUGUUUUUGCCUAGCAGCACAUAGAUGAAAAAAUAAUGUUAGGAAAACUUUGUCUGAAAGUGGUCUCUGAUACUGAAUGUGAAAACACCGGGUCUCUUACUUGACAUGUCAUAAGAAAGUAAUUAGCAGAAAAUCAAACUAUGCAUGAAGCAAGCCAAAGGAAGUGCAUUUGCCACUUUUUUUUAUUUUAUUUUUUUAGGUAAAUUAUAAUUUAAUUGGUCACAAUUUUUUUUUUCUUUUGGGGGGUGAGGGGGUGAUAACCAGGGUUGCGGUCAGUUCUUGUUUUUCAAUUCCCUUUUAAUCAAUUCUAAAACACUGAUCAAAAUUGCAAUUCUCAGUAUUCUGUUAAAACGAGCUUAUUAAUUAAAUGACUUAAAAUAAAUUAAAGCAGUUGAACAGUGACAACAAUUAAUGUGGCUCUAUAAAUAUAAACUAGAAGGAACUGGGAAUUGAUUUUUAAAAAGGUACUGGAAUACAAAUGGGAAAACUAGGAAUUGAUGCCCAACCCUGCUGAUAGCAACAGAAAUGUACAUAACAGCACUAUGAGUUAAAAGGGGAUAGAUGAAUUAUUUUGUUGCUGUAAUGAUUGCGAUAUGUGGCGUGCCGGAAAAGGGGUACACAGUGCUUUGUUGGUGUUUUCAACGCAGCUUCUUAAUCACCCGUGUUUGUAGGAUACACCUCCUGUCAGCAGAAAAUAUGAAAAUGUAUUUAUGAAAUGAAUUGUUUCCUCUUUAUUUUAUUUUUAUUAUUAUUAUUAUUAUUAAUUUUUUUGUUUUUUUUGCAGUUGCUGUUUCCAUUUUUCACUGCCGAACACUGUUUAGUUCGUAUUUUAAUUAAAAAAAAAAAAAACCUCUAGUCAGAUUUUGCAUUUUGACUUUUUACCUUCAUCAGAUUUGGUAUCAAGCAAUAAAUAAUGUUUGGGCGCUCAUAUUUACCUUGCAUUUGUCUAAUUCAGGAGGCGGCCAAAGUUAGGGCGUCAAGUCGUGGUCUUUGUUACAACCCUUGUCUAAUUUAUAUAUAUAUAUAGAGAGAGAGAGAGAGAAUGAAUUAAACCUGCAUUCAGGCCCUUUGGGUGAAAAUAA
Molecule: messenger RNA, 2098 nt
Organism: Polyodon spathula (Mississippi paddlefish)
Lineage: Eukaryota; Metazoa; Chordata; Actinopteri; Acipenseriformes; Polyodontidae
Product: THAP domain-containing protein 5-like
Exons: 4
Coding region: 193-945 (250 amino acids)
Source: RefSeq, a predicted model, not a curated record